AUGGCGAGUUUUGUAAAGAUCGAUUCAACAAAUCUUGUAGCAGAUGGGUACAAUUCCUCAUGGAAAUAUCAAUUCCCAGGCUCAGCAGCUGACUUCAGGGAUGUUGUUUGUGCGAUUCAAUCAAUCAGUCUCUUCAACAGCGAGUACAACAUCGAUUCAAUCCAAUUUCAGAACACGAUCUUCCAGGUUGAGGCUCCAACGGCCGCAACCACUUCUACGAUUAGCAUAACGCUUCAAGAUGGAUACUAUAGUUAUGAUGAUAUCAAUCGAAACAUUCAGACAGCUCUAGUGAAUGCAGGAGCCUAUCUAAUUGAUGCUACAGGAAAUAACGUAUUUUAUAUUAAAUUAAGUGAGAACAGUGUCUACUACGCGGCACAGGUAGAUUUCUCUCCGACUCCGUCAAGUCUUCCUGUCGGAUAUACGAGGCCUGCUACAGGUCUAUACUCAUCUGGAGGUAGUGGUUUACCUACAACGACUCGCGUUCCUCGUCUGAUUAUCAAUAAUGCUGCAUUUGGUUCGGUUGUUGGUUUGUCCGUCGCUACUUAUCCACCUACAUCAGCAACAGUUGCAAGUGCUCAAUUAUCCAAUGAGGUGAUGCUGGUAUUGGUCAGCUAA
Molecule: messenger RNA, 615 nt
Organism: Plasmopara halstedii
Lineage: Eukaryota; Oomycota; Peronosporomycetes; Peronosporales; Peronosporaceae
Exons: 2
Coding region: 1-615 (204 amino acids)
Source: RefSeq, a predicted model, not a curated record